CCUACACGGCGACACACGUUUCGAUUAUUCAUUUGUACUUAUUUAUUGUUACGUAUAUUUAAUUUACUUUUAAAUCAUGGCAAUACGAAAUCCUAGACUGCCGCUUUUGCCUGGAUACGGGUCUAAUCCCUUGAUUGGCAAGAAAAGUUUUGGCGUACGCCCUGUAUUUACAUCUAUAGAUAGGGUGAAUAUGCUGGUUGACAAGACUGAGGGCGAGAACCGCGUGCCCUCACUCUACUGCCGCAAGCAAGCACCAGACCUGCCUACCUGGAUCAUGUACGACAAGCAUAUUUUGCGCUUUCAAGCAUUCUUUCAACAAACGCUGCACGAGAUGCGAAGUGGAGCGUCUGUUCUGCGCAAAGUGAACAUAUUCUUCUUUUUGGAAGAUGGCACUAUCAAAGUUAUGGAACCGCGAACAGAGAACAGCGGAUUAUCACAAGGUACAAUGAUUGCCCGACAAAGAAUCCGUCUCCCGCACAGCUAUGAUUUAUACUAUGAUGUACUUGAUCUUAACAUCGGGCGGGAUGUCACAUUCUUUGGAAAAGUUUUCAAGAUUGUAAAUUGUGAUAAUUUCACGAGAGUAUUCCUCAACCGUCUUGGCAUCAAUGUACCCGAUCCUAUACCUUGGCCUGAUGCAUUAGAAAGAGCACCAUCCAAAGGUGGUCCACCAAAACACCGGCCUUUUAGACAGUUUUUAGAUUUCGACAGACAAGUUUUACGUUUCUAUGGUUACUGGGACGAUCGUGAUUCAGAAUUUGGAGUAAUGCAUUACUUAGAAAUACACUACUUCCUCGGAGAUGACACUAUCGAGAUAAAAGAGAAAAUGCCUCCAAAUUCGGGCAUGGAAGCUGGUCCAAUGUUUUUGAAGAGAAUGAGACUCCCACGGAAAUUACCUUCCCGCGUGGAGAUGACUGGAGGUCCAAAAGUAGCUUCGUAUAGUCCAGCAGAUUUAAGCAUUGGAGCAGUCCUCAAUGUGUAUGGCCGCAACGUCGUCCUCACUGAUUGUGAUCCAUACACCAAGGAAUACUAUAGAACUACUUACGGCUUUGAUGCCUUUACUCCAUUAAGCAUUCCUGAUGACGAGAAAGAAUGUGUGAGCGCGGGUGUGGCUGAUAGGCAGCUACCUCCCUGGAACGGCUAUGGGUCUUACGAUGAUUCCGCCGAAAACUGCAGAACUGUAGAGCCUAAGCCACCUCAUAAGGACUUCAUCAAGUUUCUUCACAAGGAUCGAGUUGGUUUCGAUUCCCAUGUUCUUCGUUUUGCCGCUCGUCUAAUAAGCGAUGAGCCGGUGGACGCAAGACGAUAUUUCAUAAUAAAAUACUUCCUGUGUGAUGAUACCAUCGGUGUUUUCGAACUGGGUGAAAGGAAUUCUGGAUUCAAGGGUGGUAAAUUUUUCCGUCGCGACAAGAUGUACUUGCCAGACGUGAACUUCUUCGUGCCGAAAGAGCCUCCAGCAUACACAGACCAGGAUAUGUGGGUGGGCAACGAGCUGGUCAUCAACAAGCACCGCUUCAGGCUCAUCGCUGCCGACGAGUAUGCGUUGCGCUAUUUGGAGGUCAAUGCGGAACAGUAUCCCAUGGCAAACAUAGCACUUAUAAUGGACAAAAUUCGGCGCGUCCUGGCAUCACAAGAUAAUGGGUACAAAAAUUUUGUCGCUAAAUACAUGGAAGCGGUCUUACCACACAACAAGGAGCUAAUGUCUGUAAAAUGCUUCAAACAAGCACUGAAGGAAAUCAUGUGCGAAAAAAUGACAGAACAUGAGUUUCUGACUUUGAUCCGGUACUUCCGUGGUGAUCCUGGAAAAGAGAAAAGUCCUCGCCGAGAAAUGAUAAGAUCUCUGGUGUUCACGGAGCUGACCCGCGGCCUUUGGGAUGACCGCGACCGCCUGCGCGAGGGGCUGAUGCAUGCGGAUGAGACCGGCACCGGCGUGCUGCCGGUGGAAAGACUGCGUCAGCUGUUACGCGCACAUCGCCUGCCCAUCAAUCUUGACUUGAUGGACUGUAUGCUACAAGUAUUGCACAAAGACGACAAAUGCAACGUGCAGUACGAAGAUUUGAUGUCAUUCCUGGACUUCAAGACUCGACCGGUCUUCAACUUGAGCGAAACUGACUACGAGAAGGUGGUCCGACACGCGCCCCCAUUAAAGGACACGGAGUGCAAAUUAUGGGCUGAAGCUGAAACCAUGAUCCAGGACGGUUUCGUCAAUUGGAACGCGUUCCUCUGCCAACUGAAUCUGGAGCAUCUAGUCAAAGAUCAAUCUUAGGUAAAUGGAUUUCUUAUUAAAUAAGCGUCUGGCUUUUAUGUUCUUCUAUUAAAUUAGUGUCGUACUUAAAACAACUGCUUUUAUAUUACAUGUGUCACUAAUUUCGCUUCUUUGCGUUGUGUGUUAAAUAAAAAUACAUUGCUGUAAUGAUUUCGUACCAAAUAAAAUAAACGUAAUGAAAAUUAAACAGAUACUCAACAGUUCAUUUAAAACGUUAAAAAUGUAGUGCGAAUAUCUAAAAUUAAAGGUAAUGUGCGUUGAUCUCUUAUCUCAAUAUUUUGAUAAGUAUUGUAACUUAAUGACUGUAAAAAUACUUACCUAUUAGGUUUUUGGAAUAAAAUGCAUUGUAU
Molecule: messenger RNA, 2613 nt
Organism: Ostrinia nubilalis (European corn borer)
Lineage: Eukaryota; Metazoa; Arthropoda; Insecta; Lepidoptera; Crambidae
Product: EF-hand domain-containing family member C2-like
Exons: 16
Coding region: 77-2263 (728 amino acids)
Biological process (GO): regulation of neuron projection development; mitotic spindle organization; cilium-dependent cell motility
Cellular component (GO): mitotic spindle; microtubule; axoneme
Molecular function (GO): alpha-tubulin binding
Source: RefSeq, a predicted model, not a curated record